Messenger RNA from Xylaria bambusicola, 858 nucleotides. RefSeq lists its product as uncharacterized. Gene Ontology annotation, cellular component: cytosol. Gene Ontology annotation, molecular function: oxidoreductase activity. The transcript has 4 exons. NCBI's taxonomy places the organism in Eukaryota, Fungi, Ascomycota, Sordariomycetes, Xylariales, Xylariaceae. The record is from RefSeq and is a predicted model, not a curated record. The coding region runs from base 1 to 858 and encodes 285 amino acids.
AUGCAGCCCCCUUUCCCCUGUCCAGUCGAGACUUGGCGUAACGACACCUAUGAAGCUAUUUCGCCGUCCCGUCCGGAACUUAGUGUUGCUGGUAAAACCGUUGUGAUCAUAGGGGCGGGCGGUGGUAUUGGGCAAGAAACAGCAUUGGCAUUUGCUGCCGCUGGCGCCUCUACUAUUGCACUCCUCGGUCGUACUGAAACCACCUUGGAAGAGACGGCCUCGAAGAUCAAAGCAGUUAAUAAAUGCUUGCCGGCCGUCCAUGUAGCGGACGUCACCAAUGAGGCCGACUUGAAUAAAGCGGCUGCCAUUAUCGGUAAAUGGCACAUUCUUGUCAUCAGUUGCGGCUGGUGUCCCACGCCUUCACCGCUCGUUGCAUCCGGAGUCGGAGACUGGUGGGCAGGUUACGAGGUUAAUGUCAAAGGCACGUUAUUGGCGGCCAAAACUUUCCUUCCCACAGCCGACCGCCCAAACGCCGCUUUCUUGUCCGUGAUCAGCGAUAUCUCAUUCAUGCCCGCGGCACACCUACUCGGGCUCUCAUCAUACAUUACUGCAAAUCUCGCUAAGGGCAAGAUCUUCGAAUUCUUAGCAGCUGAGAAUCCCGACGUCUUCGUUGCCACGAUGCAUCCAGGCAUGGUCGACACAGACAACUUUAGAAGAUCAGGUGCUACGCCUGAGAAUCUUCCGAUGGAUACCGCACAACUCCCUGCUCAUUUUCUUGUCUGGUUAGCGAGCCCUGAAGCUGCAUUUCUCAGAGGCCGCUGCGCUUCUGCAAAUUGGGACGUUGAGGAGCUCAAGGCUCUGAGGGCCAAGUACACUGACAGCCUGUUCAUGUCGUUUGGGUCUAAAGGACUUCCUUGA